Messenger RNA from Macadamia integrifolia, 1472 nucleotides. Its product is annotated as putative glucose-6-phosphate 1-epimerase. NCBI's taxonomy places the organism in Eukaryota, Viridiplantae, Streptophyta, Magnoliopsida, Proteales, Proteaceae. Gene Ontology annotation, biological process: carbohydrate metabolic process. The transcript is spliced from 10 exons. Gene Ontology annotation, molecular function: carbohydrate binding; isomerase activity. Bases 121 to 1059 code for a protein of 312 amino acids. The record is from RefSeq and is a predicted model, not a curated record.
CAUCCUGUGAUAUUACACGGCGAUUGGCGGGAGCUCUCCCUAUUCCCUAAGGCUCACUUCCUGUAAUAUUCCGCUCUGUAAAUCAGAAACUGUGCACGACUACAGAGAGAUAAACUGAAGAUGGCGACGAAUUCCAUGGUCUCUUCAAUUCUGCCCAUAACUUCCAUAAACCAUAGACGACGAAACCGAUCUACUGGUCUUACUCUUUCAUGUUCACAACAAGAAGCUUCUUCUUUGGGUGUUCAGCUUACUGAAGGAGAGGGGAAAUUACCCAAGAUUUUGCUGAAGUCUGCUCAUGGUUGUGAGGCUGAGAUUUAUCUCUUCGGUGGUUGUGUCACAUCAUGGAAAGUUGCAAGUGACAAGGAUCUCCUUUUUGUGCGGCCAGAUGCUAAAUUUGAUGGUAAAAAACCUAUCAGUGGAGGCAUCCCACAUUGUUUCCCACAGUUUGGACCUGGCCAAAUACAGCAGCAUGGGUUUGCAAGGAACAUGAACUGGUCCAUUGUUGAUUUUUCCAAUGUGGAGGGAAAUCCCAUAGUAACUCUGGAGCUCAGGGAUGCUCCUUACAGCCGUUCUAUGUGGGAUUUCAGCUUCCAAGCUUUAUACACGGUCACAUUGAAUCCGAAUAGCCUUUCAACAGAGCUGAUGAUAAAGAAUACAGAUACUAAGCCCUUUUCAUUUAAUACUGCAUUGCACACUUAUUUUCGUGGUGAUAUAACACGGGUAUCAGUAAAAGCUCUCAAGGGCUGCAAAACACUGAACAAGGAUCCAGACCCCAAUAAUCCUGUGGAAGGCAUUGAGGACAGGGAUGAGAUCACUUUUCCAGGAUUUGUGGAUUGCGUUUACCUCAAUGCCCCCAGUGAGAUAGAAUUUGACAAUGGAUUGGGUGACACAAUAUCCCUUAAGAAUACCAAUUGGUCAGAUUGUGUUCUGUGGAACCCUCAUUUGGGGAUGGAACACUGCUACAAGGAUUUUGUCUGUGUUGAAAAUGCCAAGAUUGGAAAAGUUCAACUUGAACCCGAGCAGUCAUGGGUAGCAGAGCAGCAUCUUAGCAUUAACUGAAGCAAAACUUGAUUAGUAGUUGCUAUUCUAGCUUGGGAUGGAAAAUGGAAAGAUCCAAAUUUAGAAAAUUGUUGCAUACGUUCAAGUAUAUAUGAGAUUAGUCAAUAUAAUAAUAUUCAUAGUAGUGCUCCUCUCUCCUAGUGUUUUCUUUUUAAAUUUCUGUUUGUAUCUUGUCUGGAUUGGGUGGCUCUUUAGCUUCACCCUUAGUCAGAUAGUUAAACGGAUCACCUGAUUCUCAUAUCAGGGCUACUGAUCAGUGCGGAUUACCGUCGAUUUUUAGCAGAUCAUCUAAUCUAUCUCCUACGGGAUAGCUUUUGUUAGCCUCCGACUUGUGGACGGCAACAAAGUAAGUAUUUAUGUUUAUUACUGUAAUUUCUGUUAUUCUUAUAAUAAAGUGUGUUUGUUUAGUUAAA